AAUUGUAUGUCAGGUGGUAGUAUAAACAAACAUUUAUUUACAUUUUGCUUAAAUUUAAUUCCUUUUAAUAAUCCUACAUCUUAAAUUAAGUACAAAAAUGCAAUGUCGCGUGUGUAUGCAAAGUAAAUGCCAAAUAUUGUUCGAGAUGAAUAUACUUGGAACGGAUGACGGCAAGAACCUUUACGAAUGCUUCAAUGAAUGUACACAACUAGAUGCAUCAGCAAAGGACCAUCUGCCCAAAACGCUAUGUAAACUAUGUGCACAAAAACUUCAAAUAGCGUAUAACUUUAGAAGAAAUGCACGACAGUCAAAUGAGGAAUUUAAGAAACUUUUAAUAUCUCAAAAAUUGGAAACUGAUUCGGUUGAUAGUUCACCAGAGGAAUUGUGUGCGCUUGAGGAUACCGAAGAAAGUACAGAUGAUCCAUUAGAUAUGAGUUUUCAUGAAGCAUUAAAGGCUCUUAAGAAACCUUCGGAGGAAUUGACAACGGAAGAGUUUUGUUUAGAGGAAGAUCCGGAUCAGUCUUUGGAGGAACGUUUAAUGGAAUUUCCAAUGGAAAAGUCGUGCUUAGAAGAAGCUCCAAAUCGAUUGGAGGAAUCUUUGGUGGAAUUUCCAACAGAACAGUUUUGCUUAAAGAAAUCACCAAAUCGAUCCUUGGAGGAAGGUUUGAUCGAAUUUCCAACGGAAAAGUCAAACUUAGAAGUAGCUGCGAAUCGACCUUUGGAAGAAGACUUGAUGGAAUUUUCCACGGAAAAGUCGUGCUUAGAAGUAGUUCCGAGUCCAUCUUCCGAGGAACAUUUUGAAGAAUUCCCAACGGAAAAGUCUUGCUUAGAGGAAUCCUCAAAUCAAUCUUACGAGGAAACACAUAUAGAAAUCGUAAGGGAAAGCACACCGGUGGACAAUACGGCAUUGCAUGAUAAUGAUGAACAGUCGCAAGUAAUCAUGGAGAAUGAAAUUGAAACACGUAAUUCAUUUCGGCAGGACGAAUAUGAGAGUGAAACGGAGCCCGUAAAAAAAGUGGAUUACGAUUGUGAGAUAUGUAGUAGUACAUAUACAAACAAAAAUGAACUUGAAAAACAUAUAUCCCAACAGCAUAAAUCUGAAGUAAUUUGUUUAAGUUGUCCAAAGGUAUUUGAUAUGCCUAUUGAGUUGAGAAUUCACAACCAACUUGUACACGGAACCGAUUCACCAGUACAAUGUAAUUUCUGCAGUGAAAAGCCCCUAUUGCCUCGUAAUGAGCUUGUCAAACACUUUCAAACAACUCAUAAUUCUCGCUACUAUUGGUAUUUCCCACACGUACAAAAACGACAUGCAAAUGAUACGGAGGUUCGUUCGGCCAUAAAAUACACAUGUAAAUAUUGCCAAAAAAUUUUCACAACGGUUAUUGAUUUGACAGAACAUAUUAGAUCCCACCUCUUUAAAUGUCCAUUCUGUUUGAAAAAUUUUCACAGAAUGCGUACAUAUUACUUACAUGUUAAACGUUUGCAUAACAGUUCAGCAAGCCAAUUCCCGGCUAUACCAUUAGCGGGAGAUAGCAAAGAUAAGCCGAUUCGAUGCAAAGCUUGUAACAAAAGCUAUACAAAUUUAGCCUCCUACAAUAAGCAUCUAAAAGAAAAGCAUAAUAAAGGAACAAGAUCAAAAGCUAAACAAAAAACGACAGAAUAUGAAGCAAAGGAAGCUUCGAUUGCGGAAGACGAAGACAGGGAUACCACCACAGAUGCCACUAUUGCAGAGGGCGAAGCUUUUGAAAAUGAAGACGAAGAUGCCGUUCAAGCUCUAAAUAAAUCGGUUAAAAAGGAACAAAGAAAAAAGAAAAAUGUACCACAAAUAAAGGAAAAAAAGAGAUUUCUCUGUUCAUAUUGUCCACGUGUGUUAUGUUCAAACGUGUCGCUGGCGUCGCACGAAAGAAGUCAGCAUCUCAAUUCAAAAACAGAUAUUAAGGAGUGUCCAAUAUGUCAAAAAUUGAAGUCGGAUUAUAUAAGAAAUCAUAUUAAAAUUGUACACAUAGGGGAACGUAAUAACAUUUGCGAUAUUUGUGGUGGUGCCUAUAAGAGUCCUAGUCAACUUAAACGGCACAAGCUGUUGCAUAUGCCAGACCGUCAUUUGCCAUGCAGUGUAUGUGAUAGGAAAUUUACGGAAACAUCUGCCCUCAAAGUACAUAUGCGCAGUCACACGGGCGAAUUGCCAUAUGCUUGUCAUUUGUGUGAUCGUCAAUUCCGUAUCCGUGUACACCUUACCUAUCAUUUAGAACACCAUGCUAAUAUAAAGAAAAUAUGCAAAGUUUGUGGCAAGGAAUUCAAAGAUGGCACAACACUGCGAAGACACUCGUUCGAACAUAAUGGAAAAAUGCCAUAUAGAUGCACUGCUUGCCAUUAUCAAACUGCCAAACGUGAAUAUAUAACGACACAUAUGCUCCGAAAACAUGACAUACAAAUUACUGACGAAGAAUUAUAUUUAAUGUUUAAAACGAAUACCGGUAAAUCGCCUCGCGUAAAAAAUGUUGAAUACCUGAAAAAGUUGACUGAAAAUUUACAAACGUCAGAUAAUUCAAAUUAAUGUACAGAUUUAUUAUUUCUUUUUUUAAUUUAUGUGUUUAUUAGUUUUAAGUUACCAAACGCAUUUCGUAAUAAAUUGUAACAUUGCCUCAA
Bactrocera neohumeralis is the source of this 2646-nucleotide messenger RNA. Its product is annotated as zinc finger protein 26-like. Gene Ontology annotation, cellular component: nucleus. NCBI's taxonomy places the organism in Eukaryota, Metazoa, Arthropoda, Insecta, Diptera, Tephritidae. Gene Ontology annotation, molecular function: DNA-binding transcription factor activity; RNA polymerase II cis-regulatory region sequence-specific DNA binding; zinc ion binding. Gene Ontology annotation, biological process: regulation of transcription by RNA polymerase II. The record is from RefSeq and is a predicted model, not a curated record.